UCACGGUAAUACACGCAGCGACCGCAUCAGAAAGUCAAGGGGCUUCCAGAUGACGACGCUGGAACAGGCGACGAUGACCAUAUAAACCAUCAAGAGAAUGCCCAGACCCACAAACACAACAACAGCUUGAACGAGGGUGGGAGCCACGCUGAUGAUGGCCGCGAUCCACUGCAGCAGGACCAGCAGGACCGUCUCGCACCGCUUCUGGUAGGUCAGCACUCCACUGAGGCCCUUAUCGCGGAUGGCAGCGUCGAGUCUGUCCGUCAGGUAGGCCCCGCUGACCAGCUGGCAGCCGACGCUCUUGGAUGAGGCUCGGAGCUGGCCGCAGUCGUCGGCUGUGAGGGAGGCCAGCAGUUGCCUCUCCACAUCCUCAGGCAAGCCCAGUAACCAACACCUGCUGGGGACCGACUGACACACAAACACACACGCACACACACACAGACACACACACAAGGCCCAGGUGACGUACCCAAUGGAUUCAUGUGUGGUCAUCACGUUUGGGUGCUCACUCACCGUCGGUGCCGUCACUCCGCUACUCGGCAU
Messenger RNA from Vitrella brassicaformis, 543 nucleotides. The record is from the annotation of a GenBank genome assembly. Lineage: Eukaryota; Vitrellaceae.